Messenger RNA from Epithele typhae, 2868 nucleotides. RefSeq names its product fungal-specific transcription factor domain-containing protein. The transcript has 16 exons. Lineage: Eukaryota; Fungi; Basidiomycota; Agaricomycetes; Polyporales; Epitheliaceae. Gene Ontology annotation, molecular function: zinc ion binding; DNA-binding transcription factor activity, RNA polymerase II-specific; DNA binding. Gene Ontology annotation, biological process: regulation of DNA-templated transcription; DNA-templated transcription. The coding region runs from base 1 to 2868 and encodes 955 amino acids. The record is from RefSeq and is a predicted model, not a curated record.
AUGUCGUCACCAGACGAUGACCAUGAGUCGCCGUCGCCGUUGUCCGUCGCUGAGCAGGCGAGACGGAAGAAGAAGCAGAGGGCCUGUGAUUACUGCAGGCGGAAGAAAAUUCGCUGCGACGGCGCAGAGAUGCCCGAGCACCAGUGUUCGAGGUGCAUCUCGCAGGGGAUUGAGUGCACAUACGAGCCUGUCAACACACGGCCCCCCAGCAAGAGCUAUGUGCAAAUACUGGAGAACCGGUUGCAGAACAUGGAGAAGCUGUUUGGCCAGCUUCAUCCCAACCUGUCCAUCCCCAAAGACUUCGACAGCGUACUCGAGGCUAAUCGCCUCAGAGCGCAGGCGGAGACACCGUCGGCCACUUCGGCCAGCUCCCCUUCCCGUCCGUCUGCCUACUCGAGUCCCAGCGGCUUGACUCCGCGGCCACCCGAGCCGGACGCCUCUGUCGAUUCCGACGAACUCGAUCCAAGUGACGAUGAGCGGCAAGCGAAGGUCAACAUACUUCGCCAGUUCAGACAUGGACUCGCAAUAACACCUGGAGGUGCCCUUCGGUACCAUGGCAAAUCGAGCAACCUCAUGUUCCUCCAAACCGUGAUGGAGCUGAAGGACAAAGUGACGGGAAUGAGACUCGAAGACACGCCGUCGGAUGGGGACAAGCAGAUGAGGGACCAGCUGAGUUUUUCAGAGUCGGGAGCUACCUCUUUCCAGACCAUGCCAAACAACUGGUCCCAAAGGAAGGAAGUGUCGAAAGACAAUCCACCACACUCGGACUUUCCACCGCGCGACCUGAUCAACCAACUUGCCGAUGCUUAUUGGGACAACCUCGAAAUGUACACACCCCUCCUGCAUCGCCCCACAUUCGACGGAUACCUCGACGAGGGAAAACACCUCACGGACCGUGGCUUUGGCUCCGUCGUCCUUCUUUCAGGCUGGCACUGGUUUGAGCGCGUGGACCAGGCUCGGUGGUCGGUCCUCGACCGGCCGAAACUCGAAGACUUGCAGGUGUGCGUGCUCACCGCUUCAUAUCUCGUCGGCACGCACUCACCUCAGAGCGGCUGGAACAUUAUUGGGCUCGGGAUACGGCUGGCGCAGGACGUGGGUUGUCACCGUAAGAAGAUGUACAAGCCGAACCCGAGCGUCGAAGACGAGUUGUGGAAGCGCGCGUUUUGGUGUUUGCUCGCAUUUGAUCGCAUGGGAAGCUUCGGGCUGGGUCGCCCUGCGGCCAUUCAUGACGAGGACUUCGACACUGAACCUCUGCUCGAAGUGGACGACGAGUAUUGGCUCAACGACGACCCGGGCUUGUGUUUCAAGCAACCAGAGGGGAAACCGUCCAGAGUUGCAUUCACGAACUGCUUCGCGAGACUGCAGAAGAUUCUCACGUUUGCGUCUCGGACUGUCUACUCUAUCAACAAGUCGAAGCUCAGUCUUGGUUAUGUAGGGGCAAAUUGGGAACAGCGAAUCGUCGCCGAUCUAGACUCCGCCUUAAACAGAUGGAUAGAUACAAUCCCAGAACAUCUGAAAUGGGAGAACCAGUCUUCGGCAGACGAUUUCUUCAUGGGUCAAUCGUCGACACUGUACUCCCACUACUACUUCGCUCAGAUUUGCGUCCACCGACCGUUCAUCCCAUCACCGAAUAAGCCGUCCCGUCUGCCGUUCCCUUCACUCACCAUCUGCACGAAUGCCGCACGUUCCUGCACCCACGUGCUGGAUAUAUAUUUCCAGCGCACAGGACGCGCGCUAACAAUGCAGCGGCUCCCGUUGUUCACCGCUGGACUAGUGCUUCUCCUCAACAUGUGGGGCAGCAAGAAAGCGGGGCUCCCUUUCAGUCCCAACAUGGACGAUGUGCAGAAGUGUGUGACCAUGCUGAAGUCGCUUCAGGGGCGCGCGAAAGCUACCAGUACAUUUUUGGAAAUUUUGAAUACUCUGGUAUCGAUCGGUGAUUUCAAUAUGCCCAAGUCGCCUCAGCCGGCACCUCCCCCUGGGCCAAGCAACCUGUCGGAUGGUGUACUGCAGUCACCCUUCUUCCGCAACACGGUUACACAUGACCCGAACACGCCCUCGGACCAAUCAUCACCAUCCACCAGCAAGGCCACGAACCCGACCCCAUCUCCCAACGUGUUCUCGCUCCCUAUGCACACUGCUGACCUCGGGCGCGUCGGUGUCUAUUCCACCUUUGCUACCACCCCCCGAGCUCCACAGAUGGAGGCCGAGUCGUUCCAGCUCAGCCCCCAGCAAAUGGAGCAAACCCGCGCCCGCACCCACAUGUCCCCGGGCCCAUCCCUGUCGCAGCCGGACCAAGGGAUCCCCGAGCUCGGCUUCGCGCGCCCGCGCGGGUAUACCGUGCCGGACGACAACAUCCCGAUGCCGCAGCAGCUCACUCAGUACAGCGAGCUGCUCGCCGCGCUCAGCGCCGCGCCGGCCACCCCCGGGAGCGGCGCCGCGCCCGCCGCGUUCGCGGGCCACGCGAACAGGGCGGCCAUGGCCGCCGCCGCGGGGUUCCCGAUGGACGGCUCGGGGUUCGGUGGAGAGCGCUUUUGUGGUGGCGCGGCGUUCGGCGGUGGAGGCUUCGGGGGUGCGGGCUUCGACGGGGACUUUGGGAUGGGCGGGCUCGGCGGCGGACUCGGCAUGCACGCGGGGAUGGCGGGCGUCGCGGGGCCCGCGAGCGCGGACACGCCGCCGGGCCUGGACGCGGACGUGGCGAUGAUGAGCGUGGAGGGGUUCGCGUUCCCGGACGCGACGAUGGACGCGUGGAACGCGGCGCCGACGUCGUUCGAGUGGGACGACUGGGGUGCGUACCUCGACACGAUGGGUGGGGUGCAACAACCGCAAGGGUUUGAGCAGCCGCAACAUGGUGCGGGGAUGGGGUUGUGA